Molecule: messenger RNA, 21679 nt
Organism: Xyrichtys novacula (pearly razorfish)
Lineage: Eukaryota; Metazoa; Chordata; Actinopteri; Labriformes; Labridae
Source: the annotation of a GenBank genome assembly
CAUUAACGCUCCCUAUAGAGCAGCGGCGGCGGAGGAUGGAGCUGAGUAAAUGAAUGAGAUGCGGGCUGACAGAGACAGAGGGAGAGGGAGAGCCGGCCGAUGUUGAGCAUCAGCAUCCAAUUUAAACAUCGUUUGAAUCCUAAUUUAACGGCUGGUUGCGUUACAAGUGAAGGAUAAACAUGAAAUUAGCUUGUUUCGGAGGGACUUCACGUUUAUAAUCCCUAUGCAUUUCAGGAUGACAUCGACGUCUGUGGAGCUGAGCUGAGUCCUGGAGGAGGAGGAGGAGGAGGAGGAUGAUAAAACCUGGAGUAUGCGCCAAGUGUUUUCUGCCUUUUCUCCAAAUAAAAAAAAAACCGACAUGAAGCUCCCUCUUGAAGGAAGAUGUCUACCACCAGCACCAAGCGGCGUACAAACCUCUCAUUUGCGACUGUUUAAACGGCUGGUUGGAGGGAUUUAAUGGCACAGCGGACAGCGAGAAAGAGCCAGCGAUUGAAAGUGGGAUUUAUGAGCAGAUUGAAGAGUGAAUAUUAAGUUUUUCCCCCCUCCCGUAUGAGGAUAACUCACAUCUACAGUUGGACCUCUGAGCAGCUCAGCAGCAGUCACAAUACGCUAGCGACGGAUGGAUAAAGCUAGCGAAUUUAGACAAUGUUUGCUGUUUACCCGAUUUGACAGCGAUUGUGUGUGUCUGAAAGCAAAAACUUCACCAGCUUAAUUCGGUAAUAAAUCACUCUGCCUUUGCUUGUCCCGAGUUUAGCCCUCUAAUCCUUCGUUCGCGCUCGACUGAGGAGUUUAAUUUGGCUAGCUAACGACGGUAGCUUCCAACGGCUAGCGCUCGCGCCGCACUCGUCUCUCAUCAUGCACGCGCUGACACGUUUGCUCGGGUGAAACCAGCACCCCCUCCACCCCUACCCCCCCUCCACAAAAAUGUACCCAAGGGCAUAACCACCACAACAACACCGAGCCAUGUCGGACUGAGAGCAGCGGAACCGUGGCUCACAACGCCGGCCGUGAAGUCACAACGAGCAGAGCGGCUUUAGUUGGAUCAGAAGCUGGAGAGCUAGCCUCCAGUCUCAAGAGACCACCGAGAGGAUCAUAGUCAACUCGCAACCAAAUCCAGCAAAAAUGGGGUAUGUAAUUAAUACGAAAUGAAAUGACAGGCUGCAGCUCCCGCUCUGCAUGACCAGUUUGUUUUUAAUGUGGAUUUGACAAGCCCACCCCCCUCAGCAGAGUCUACGCAGUACUGUCUGUCAAUAUGUGCAAGCUUGUCAUCUAUGGCGGGGUGUACUGUGUGUAUAAAGUAGUAAUUCCCAGGGGCGUGUCCAGACUUUUUGACUGGGGUGGCUCAAUUGACCCACAGACUGUGGCAGGGGUGGUAUGAGGUAUGCACACACUAACACUGCUGAAUAUCAGUAAUUCGCCACUGCUGUCACCUUACAUCAUAUUUUUAUAUCUAUGAGUUGUAUUCAGAGGCAGAUACAAUUCACACAACCCCCUUACACACUGCAAUGCCACUGUACUCUGACAUUUUAGGUGUCCCAUAGCCACUUCCAUGAUAUAAAGCUCCAGCAAAUAUUAAACACUAAAAGAACAAACUAAUCUAACAGUCCCAGGGCUUGACUCUAACUUUUUUCACAAGGAACAUGUGCUCAUAAGCUUUAAAUUUAACACAAAAACAAAAAAAGAGGACAAAUUAGGGAAAUAAAGAGGUGUGUCUUAUUGGUCAACAUAAGAAUUAUUAUUUUAAAACAAUUUUAGUUCAAUUGGUCACGCGACAUGGAAGCUAUUGAAAGAGAAAAUCUUUUCUGAGAACAUCAACCAGUAAUUUAUGAUGGUCCCUUAUUCAACACCUGACAUUGACAGCGAGGAUGCUGAAUAGAUUUAAUCGUGCAGCUGUUGUUAUUCCCGGUUAUGGAGCGUGAGAAGACACACCGGUAGAUCCACAGUGAAUAUCUGUCAACUAUUCAACCUAAAACUAACUCCACUGCAGUAUUUACAUAAAAAAACCAAGAGCUUUUCAGCUCCAAAUCUAUAUACUGGUGGAAGGCGGAACCAAGUUGUCCAUAGAAUAUACAGUCUAUGGUUCCAUUAUCUUUACGUACGAAAUCUCUCCUGAACUAGAUUUUUUUCUUUUACUCUUAUUGUAACAACAUGUUUGUUGAGGAGAUGAGCCCAUUUCUUUUCUGGCUAAGUGGAUCAGUGCGUUUAAACUGUGCACUAUACUUUUAGCUGUAUAGUUAAGACAUUAGCACAGAUUUGUCUGUCACAUUCGUAAGAGCAAACAGUUAGAAAUAGUAAAAAGAUUUCGCUGCCACAUAUUAAACCCCUCAUUCACCGUAAAUCCCCUCAAGACAGCCUUGCACUUCCACACUUGGCUUUAUGUAAUGCAUGUAGCAGAACCUGCAGAUGUAUGGUGAUUCUCCUGAUCAAGGGCGACCUAGUUCUUACUCCAGAUGAAAGCAGAUGAUGCUGCAUGUGAUUGGUUUGUUGUCAUAUUGUGGUUGAGAGGGGGGUGGGGGUAAACUUCAUGCGAAGCACAUCCCCUAUAAUUCUCAAGGCCAAUGGUUAUAAUCCAGUCAACAAUCAAUUCCUCCAGCACAGAAAGACAGCGCGUCCUGUGUGUGUGCACUUACCCCUUAAUUAGCGAGUCAGACUUUGCUCUUCCAGCAAGUACAGGAGCUUCUGUUCUUGUAUAAUAGAUGGUUGUAAACAAGCCUUCCCCGCUGAAACUUGGCUCUUUUAAAUAAAACAGGAUCCAGGCGAUUUUUUUUUUUCAUCUUAACUGCUCGGGCCGAUGGGACAGCAUGUUUUCACUCCACAAACAGACACGUAUAUUAACGGCAACACUUGCAGCAAUAACACACUUGUCUGUCACAGCAAUUCAAGUCCAACACAUUCAGAGUUUUUUGUUGUUGUUGUAUAGUGACACAACACGUCCUUUUGUAAAAAACAAAAAAAACAACUUUUGAUUGGUCAAUAGAGGCGGGACAGACAAUGAAUUUAUUUAAUACUGACAGGAGACAGAGGGGCAGCAAAGGUUGAGCAGGGACUGUGUAUUUAGAUGGCCACUGUCUUUAUCAGAACCCUCAAUAGAAGUACUGUUUAAUACUGUUAAUGGAUUAUGGGUUUUAAACUCUAAAACCAUUAAAUUUAACUAUAUUUUGGAUGCAUCUCAAAGGAAUUCAUAUCAAAAGAAUCAAUAAAGCUCUGAGAGUAAAUGGUUUAAGAGGAACUGAUACAUUCACAAAUCUGUCUGAAAAAACACUCCUCUUCUAUGAUUAAAAUAGAUAUCUUUAAAUUUUCUUUUAGUAGAUAAAAGAUGAUAUGUUGGCCUUUCUCACAUGUGCUGACUUGAUAACUCCUUAUUGAAAACAGAAAAUCAAAAGGAGAUUUGUCUGAAGAAAUAACUAGUCGCUGGCUUAAUUUGUAACGAGACAGUUCAUGUGCUCUCAGCUGACCUUUCAUGAUUACGUAGAUUUAAGCCAGCUCAGUUGUUCUUUUUCUAACUUCUCUCUUUCUUUGACUUUCCUCACUCUUCUUCUCUUAUUUUUCAUUUCCUCAUCUCUUAUGGAGGUGAAAUAGGAGUGACUGUAAAAGCAGAUGUCAACUGAAGCGCUGCAUCUUUUUCCAGCUUAAAUCUUCUUUACAUUGGAAGAUCAACACUGACACACACUCUUUUUUUCCCCCCCGAGUGCAGCCGAAGCUCUGUAUGGCAUAUGGGAGUUUUAAACUGCAGGGUUGUGUCCUGCCAAGCGCCCGCUGCCUCCUCUCUGCGAGUGGGUUAACCGGCAGGGACACAGGAAUCGGAUUGGAACGUGAGAGCAUGUGGGAAAGCAGGGGGACAGAACGAGUUGGAGGAUGUUCGCGGCUCAUGACCAGCUCUGAGUCACGUGGCUGUUUCUAUGACAACGCAGCAGCAGCAGCAGCAGCAGCUAAGUUAGUAAUGCAGGGCUGUUUUUUGCCUGCACUUUGCAACCAUCCUGGCUCUGACAGGGACUUUUCUUGUGAUGGGCAACUUAAAUUAUUUCCCCCACUCUUUAGGCCUCAAUUUACAACCAAUAUUUAUCGCAACAUUGCUCGAAAUCCAGAUGUGAGAAUUUGUCCCAUUUGUGGCAUUAACUUUAAAGUAAAUACAGACGCUAAAAGAGGGUUUUUUGUACGUAAAACAUGACAUUUUAAGACUCUGAAAAACUGCAGCAUGCACACUUUACACUGUUCAAUAUUUAAUAGGCUGUGAAAUUAAUCUAUAGAUCAGAAAAACAAUCGAAAGUGUAAAGCGGAGAGCAAACUUCAUCAUAUAAUGGCACUAUUUGAAUUUGGCAUGCAUCACACAAGGCUGAAUGUCCCGAGGGACUGAUUUGCAACAGUAGGCUGUCCUCACAAAAGAACACACUGAACACAGUCAGAAGAUAAUCUGAACACAUCAACAUUUUAGUCGUGGACAGAGCUCGUCUUUGUUUCCCAGUAUGCAAACACUGGUGUCUGAGUCUGUCUUCUGUUUUCCACCAGUAUGUCUGCCGUUCCUAAGUGGAGAACUGCUGAUGUGAUAACAUCUGCGGUCAGAUUCCUCUGUCAAAGUGCUCGUCAUUGAGACUCCAAUGCCACAGUUUGUCUCAUUGUGAAAAGGGAUUAGUGGCAAACAAUCGCCUCACACUCUCGCAUCACCAGAGCAGAUUUUGAUCUAGGCCACGCUGACACCCUGAAAUGUGAAAUGACAUGCUCAAAUAUUGUCGUUUAAAGCUGGGAUGAGCAGAGCUGAGGUAUGAACAUAUUUUCUGACUGUGAAACUGAAGAAGUGACCAAUUCUGGUCAAGCUUUUGAGUCUGAUUCAUCUUCUCCGUUUGGCUGAAGCUGUAUUUUGUCUCCACUCAAACCUGGAAAGAACACAAAAACAUUUACAAAAUAAAUGAUCUGUUUCUAUUUCCAGUCAGCUGAGUUCCUGUGAUGGUAGUACCAUGAGACUGAUGUGCUUGAAAUCAGGCAAACUUGCAAGGUCAUGUGUCUGUGUUAGACUGAAAGAAAGACAAACAGUACGGUCAUUUAACAACAGCCAAAAAAGAUGGAAAUAGCAUAACUGACCAUUGAAUCUUCUCCUCUCUCUCUUCCUCUCUGUAUUUCUCCCCCACUCAGCAGUGGCUUGGUGGCUGUCUAACAUGAGUCUGGUCCUUCCCAAGGUUUCUGCCUGAUAAAGGAAGCUUUUCCUUGCCACUGUCACUCACACAUGAAGUGACAGUACAUGAAAUGGGUCAAAUCUGUCCCAUCUUAUGGUUGGGUCUUGAUGAUUCUUAAAACAAUGAGCGUAGUCUAGACCUACUCUUUUUCUUUGGAAGCAUCUUGGGAUAUCAACUGUUGUGAAUUGGCGCCAUAUAACUCAAAUUUGAUUUGAGAAAUCUUUCAAAAACACCUCCUUUUAUUCUUAUUCCUCUCCUGAUGCUGUGUUAGGGUUAUAGUUAUGCAUCUUGUGUAACAGUUCAACUCACAGCCCUGUUUGCACACGCCUGUCACAUUCCCAGUCAAAUAGAAGAAUGCCUUUCUGUGCAGGUGUGUGUGUUGUUCUCCAGUGAACCUAUCAUCUUCAUGACAUCAUUGUUUUUUUAAGUUACCUGUUCUUGAUGGGACAUUUUUAAGUAGCCCCAUCUAUCAGAGGAAAGGUCAUGGGGUCUAGUCAGUUCUGCUAGAAGGGUUCAUCCUCUGGGGUCCAUGUUGCCAUGUAAUGUAAUUUAAUACCAUGCUAAAGUGACAGAUAUAUACAGUUGAGGUAUUUUUGUACCUCAACCAAAGCAGUGGGAGACAUCGACGAUAACAGCUGUUGAUGUUUUGGUUUCAUGUCUGAUACUUCUCUGGAAAAACAAAAAUGCAAAAUGGUUAUGGUCAACAUACAAAACAUAAAUGUAAGUUUCUGUUGCAUUUCAUUGCAAACAUUUAAUAUUCAAACAUCUUUCCCACAAUAAAGAACAGAAAAAUUGUUACUGAUCCUAAAAUUGCGAGCUCCAGCGAUGCAACUUUUUAUACUCCAUUAUGAUAGGGUGACCAUAUUCUGAAUCUCCAAAAAAAGUACACGACAACGCCGGGGCAGCGUCACAGAGUCACUGUAGUAAAUUUUGAGAGUUUUUCGGGUUGGGUCGAGUGUUUUUUACGUGCUUCUGACUCAGUUAGUCCAUGCUACACAAACUUCCAUAUAAAACCCCAGACAUUUGAAGGAUUUUAUAAACUCCCCCCCGGACAAGGCCGGACAGCCCCCCAAAAAAGAGGAUAUGUCUGGGUAAAAGAGGAUGUAUGGUCACCCUACAUUAUAAGACUCGACUCCAGCUCCCAGAUCUGUUUGAAGAAAGCCAGAGAGCCUGGUUGUUUUUGGUUGACUUGGAAAAAAGGUUCUCCAACAAGAGGACUGAACUACUUCAGUGAAAGCUCGACAUUUAGACCAGCUCCAUGUCUCUGCCAUGAACCCGCUAAUUGUAGAUUCAGUCCUAAUAAGUGUAUCUGUCAGUCUUCAAGGGAAAGCAGAUUUGAUUGCUUGGCUGGGAGCAGAGAGUCCCAGGUCUCCUAUGAGACAUGAUUGUUCUCUUCGGGAACCUUUCGUCACGUUUCAGCGCAUUAAUUAAGUCAGCAAAGCAAAGACUCUGUUAUUUAAAGACAGACACAAUUAAUCAGAGGCAUGACGAUGAUGAGGCUAUGCACACGGGAUUCACACCAGCUCCAACAGGCUGCAGGAUUUAACUUCCUCUGACAUGAUUUGCUUACAGCAGUUCUUCCAUGUUAUCUACCAGGACGUGUUCAGGAACAGCGAUUAUGUAAAACUGUCAGGGUUGUAGACUUAAUGGGACAGGUGGAGUCACUCCUCGUAAAGCUGGGUGAUACUGGGUUGGCCUGAUUUUUUCACACCAAACUUGAUUUACAAAUUUUUCUUUCUUUGAGGAAAUGACUCAGAAUAACUGUCAGUGCCUGGGUCAUGAGCUCACCAUUGUGGUGCCUUUAGGUUUGUGAAGUAAGCUAAAAGCUAACAACUCAAUCAAUGCCAAUAAGAUGUCAAACCAAUCUAAUCUCCAAUUUCCACUGCAUUCAGAAUGGCUACAAAAAGGCCGUAUGUGCCGAUCGCAGCUGAUUGUUUCCAUUCAAGUUAAUGUGUCAGUUUCCACCGGCUUCUCUCCGUUCCACUGCGGAUUAGCGGACUCCGCAGCCAAUCGCCUGAGUUGGGUUUUUCUCGGACGCUGCAGCAUGCCGCAUAAAUUGAGCACAGAUUAGCCUGUGCUGGAAAGGAAGUCGGGCAUAGACACAGAAUAAAACAACCAGCUACUUUUCAAACUAAAACACAAUGUGUUUCAGGCGGAUCGUAUUUCACACCAUGCAAACGGGCGGGGACGAACAAGUGAAAGGUUUUCAGACAGCAUUUCACCCUGUUGACACCAGGCAUGAGGAGAUGCCGAUUCCAGAAGUCUAGAAGUGGAUUUCCUCCUCUGGAAGGACACAAUCUACUGUUUAUAUGGUUAUAUGGCUGUCUUUAUAGAGACAACUCAUUAUCGCGUGAUUGCACGUGAAUCCGCGGGUUCUUGUGAUUUUCCCGCGAUUCCCUCUGUCUGAAAUCUGCCACGAAAUUAGCCUCACAAAUGCAUCUGGUAGGAACUGGGGGAUGGCGAAAAUGGCCACUUUUCAGUAGUGGAGCCAUUCCGAAUGCGGUGGAAAUUGGGGAUAAUGCUGCGUUUGAGUUACCUCGGAAGUCGGAGGCCCGAGCUAAAAAUGACGUCACAGCAUCAACCAGCGUUUCAGUUACCAAGUCAGACAAGAGCAAAAUUGGAGGCGGAAACAAGAUGGCUACAUCUACAAAAGUUAUAUUAGCGCUUGCCUUAUAUUCGGACAAGGCAAGUGCUAAAAUAACUUUCGUAGAUGUAGCCAUCUUGUUUCCGCCUCUGACUUUGCUUUUGUCCGACUUGGUAACUGAAACGCUGGGAGCUUAGGUGUGACGUCAUUUUCAGCUCGGACCUCUGACUUCAGAGGUAACUGGAACGCAGCAUAAGGCUGCAUGGUUUGACUGCAAUGUAAUAAAAAACUGUCCCUCCAGCUCUCAAGAAAUCAUGUCAUGUGAAGCGUUGUACAGAUGAUGCAGAGUACUUCAGAAGUAUCAGUCCCAGGCUUUGAUUUAUUAAAGUGAAAUAAAUGAAUCGGUGUAUUUCUGAACAGUCUGAACAUCUUCAGACAAAAAAAAGGAUCAGCUCUGAGAUUCUGGUGGAUUUCCAUGAUUGUUCGUACCAAUUUCAACUAGACAGUCAGAGCUUGUGUUUUCUUUUAAUCUAAGACCUCAGGACCUCUUCAUCCAUGCGAUAUCUGGAAGCUGUCCAGUCCCUGCUGAUCUCUGUAUGUGUGCACAGGUGGUUUCAGGUCACCUUUGGCAUAACAGUCUCGAUCUCAGUGUGUUCACUAUGCAUGCGCUCAGAAAUUUGAAGCUCUAAAUAUAAUAUUCUGAGUUUUUUUUCUAUCCACGUAAUUCAAGCUUGCCACCUUGAACUCCCUCUGCGCAGGUGAAAGUGGUUUUCAAAUCAAAAUGAAUCCAAGCGCUGGCAAUGUCUCCACAGCAGCAGCAGCAGCUCUGCCAAACAAAUAUGGACGCGUACCAGCUCCCCCCGCAGUAUUGAUCUGAACCCAGAUGAACCUGUCAUCGCUGAUCAAUCGACCUGUUGUUUUUAUAACCCGUCUAAUCCCCGCUCUGUCAUGCUCAUUGCUCAGCGGCUGCACUGGGUUGCAGAGAGGUAUGUAGAGCCGUCACACAGGUUCAGGGGUCUGUCAAUCAUCGCCUCUGAAACAGUGAUGUUAUUGUGCUCAGGGAGACGAUGCUUGUCCAGGUCUGUGUGGGCUCUGCAGCAUUGUUCAGACGUUAUUUUACAAGUGCAGACAAAUUAGCAUAUCUGCCCUCUCUGUGAAAAAAACAGAACAUAAUUCCUGCUAGAUCUGAUCCUGAUCGCCCACACAUGAGGUUUUAAGAAAGACGCCCUCAUCUCUUUCUGUCUGUCUCAUUCCUCUGCAACCUUUGACAGCUACUUCACUUCUAUUUUCAUAAACCACAUUUAAGUUUCCCUUCCUGAUACAGAAGUUUUCUUUUAACUAAAGCAAGACUCAAACAACACCAUGUUAGCGGUAGACAUCAGGCAAAACAAACAAUAAUAGAUCCAAGAUGUGGUAGUUUCAUUUAGGGCUGGGCGAAUAAACCAGAAAAUUUACCGGUAGUGAAAUUUACGACAAUAACCAACAUCAUUUUGCCUAUAUCGGUAUAUUUGGUGUCAAAAACAUAAAUAAAUAAAAGUUGAUUUUGGAUGUGUGUAGGUAGGCUAUGGUCUCAUGUCCCUUUACGACGCUUUCCUACGUCAGAGACGUGACUCCACCCCAUCCAGUGGAAUGAGCAAAGAGGGAAAGACAGGUGAGGAGGUGGAGGACGGUUCAAAGGUUGUAGUGGCUGGAGCGGCGGUUGAAGUAGACAGAGUUAAUGUGGGAUGGGGUGAGCAGUUUGUGGAGUAGUUAUUGUCCAUUUUUAUUGAGGUGAAGUGCUAAAUAUCUUGUGAUAUUGAUUUGAGGCCAUAUCGCCCAGCCCUAGAUAGCCAACUGCAGUAUAGAGAAAGACCCAGGAAUUAGUUUUACUGAACCAAAUGGUUCCCAGAGAUGACGACUGAAAAGCUGCAGCUGAAUGAAGAACUGUACAAAACCCCUGCAUGGACCAGCAUUGUUGUUUAUCCUAACAGCUCUUUUCAACACAGACCGAUAGUUUGCAUCAUUUUAUAUUUAUGAAAACAUCACAGUAUGUGAUUGAUUGAUUGCUCCUGAGAAGUCAAGCACAAGAUUGAAGUCAUUAGUCGAGCCACAUUGGAAGGUAUCAAGAGCCAGGGUUAAACAAAAGGAAAAAAGGACCCAAAUAUGAAGACUCAAAAAAUGAUUUAUAAAAAAAAUGCUAAAUGAAAAACAACAAAAACGUACUUCCUAAUGUCCAACUGAAAAAUCCCAAAGGCAAAAUCCAACAAAAAGGCACUGGGGAAGAAAAACCUAUAGGGAAACUAGGUAACCACACAAACCGACAAACACAAUGAACCAACAAGGACAGAGGGGAAGACGUGGACUAUAUACACACUGGGAAACGAGCAACAGGUGAUGCAGAUGAGACAGGUAAAACUCAUGGAUGAUUAACAAAGGAGGGAAAACUAAGGAAGUAAAACCAGACUAGAAACACAAGAAAUCAACUACUACAAAGUGAAACUGAAAAUAAACACUGAAAACUGAUGUAAAGAAUAAAACACAGAGAACAGGAGGGAAACAGAGUCAAACACAAACUGAAAACUAGUCUGGCUGACAUCAGAUCCAUACUGUCCUACCUCUAUUCUGAAUUAAUUGGCCAAUAAAGUAAAUUUUUUUCUCUUUAAAAAUGUUGGUAUGAGCCUCCUAAGUCACUUAUACAUGUUCAUCUAUUCAUAAAGAUUAUUUAAAAAACAACUUCACAAACAAGGAUGUUUUGAAGAGUUAGAUUUAACCCACAGUGUUUCAGCGUCUUUGUGAUGAGCAUAAAGCAGUCUUAUUUUUCCUCGGAUGCUCUUUUAAAUUCGUACCAUCAGUAUCAUUAAUUCCACUUUAGAGCUCUACUUUUAUCGCGGCCUCGUACAUUUCUCCAUUUGUGUUUUAGCUCAGUAGAUAUCAUUAAGGUUGUCUGAAUCCAAACAUUACGGCUUUUUGUUUGUACGGCAGUAUUUUGUCAAGCUUCUCUCUGGUUUUAUUUUGAACAUAAAUCAUUUUUAAUGACUCUGCCGACAUCACUCGCCGACUGCAGAGGUUCAUUAACUCCAAGUAAUGAAGUGAUGGUGGAGCUGUGGUUUAUUUGUGUUUAGGAACAUUGAAGUCGGUCCACGUUAUGAAGCCAAUUUAAAUAUUUGCAGAUUUAUGUGGGGUUUUUUUUAUUUCAGGGUUUUUAUUCCUCUAAACAAGUCAUCUCUUCGUGGAAAAAGGAAUUGAAUGUGCUUAUUACGAGUCUUUGUGCACCACUUUAAAAGGAGAAAAAACAUGAAAAGGGAAGCUGUGUCUGCGUUCAUCUGUCCAUUAACACUCUUGUUCUCAGUGUGAAGGUUAUGUGGGUGUUCUUUCCUCCUCAUCAAGUCACUGGUAGUGUAGCAACACAGCAGACCGCUGAAUAAUGGAUGUGCAGGGAUCUGGGAUGCUGUUUCUCUCACCUUCCUCUGAUUCACAUUAUUCUUAGUACUCUGCCUCACUUAACUUGGCAGAACAGAGUCAUAGUGUCUCGGCUGUUUGACGGAUCUCCAGGAAUUUAUGUAGAGUCGUGGUGUUCCCCUCUGGUUUUGGUGAUGGUCUGACUUUUACUAGAACACCACUGUUAGGAAAGACUACGUACUAUAAGAGCCACAUUAUAAAUCAAGUUCAGACUCUGAACCCAUAGACUGUUUAUACUAAGGACAACUUGGUUCUGCCUUGCGUCAUUAUACGAAUUUGAAGAUGAUUUGCUCUCUGUAUUUCCGGGAUUUUUUCCACUUCCUGGAACCACAACUUGCGCACUAGCGUUGUACACAUUCGCCAGGAGAGUCACUGCGAUGACGCUCGGCUCAAACAGCAUAUCCCCUGGGUGAGCUAUGCAAUCCUUUUACACCCAUAGGCUGCAUCAAGUGUCAAUCAUAGAAAACAUGAACCUCCUAAUAACUUUUAGAAAUGGAGCUGUACAGAAUGAAGAGAACUUGAGCACAAACCAGUCUGACAGUAACUACAUGUCAACAUCACAACCAGGGGGGAGAAAAAUUCAUAUUCUGUGUAAUAAAUUUCUAAAGUUUGUCCACAUCCCCAUAGGGAUUGCUGGAGGAGGCAGGAUUUAUGACCUAUACUGCAGCCCGUCACCAGAGGGUGCUGUUCUCACAGUGACUUCACCCAGCAAGGAGACGUCGGCGUCCAUUCUAUAUACAGUCUAUGGUUGAACCCUGUCGACUUUCCUUCCCUGCUACCACCAUGUCCUACUUUUCACUAAUAUAAUCACUUACACAUCGUUAUCCUCUAGUUGCAUUGAAACUUUCUUGGUUCCCAGAUGAUGAACCCUUCUGGUUUUCAGGAUCCCAUGACAGCUUUGCAAAGUUGACUGUUUCAAUCUUAGUAAAGUGAGGUAACAGAUACGAGUAUAGCUGCGUUAAAAUCUAGUACAGACAUUCAGGGUGCCCAGGGGAUCUAUCGUCUAACUUUUGGCCCUUCAAGAAGAUUGAUUAGUAGGGCUGUAAUCAACCAAAGAAAGUCUUGGUCGAGUAAAACCCUGAAAUUUUCGACCAAAAAUCGAGUAACUAGUUUUGAGCAGGAACUUACAAUCUAACUAAGUCCUAUCAUUAUCAACUGUACUCUGUGUUCAUUGGUAUUACUCUGGAUUUUUUUGCAUGACAGAAUCUGCUGUAAUUUUUGCACUUUGAACAUCUUCUUUAGCUGUUUUUGGGGCUCGGCUUUUGUAGCAAAUCUCUGGGGAAUAAUUUUGGUGAUUCUCAGACUUUGAGUCUUGGGUUGUCGAAUACGGACAUGUGCGAGGUCCAAAAUCAACUCCAGCCAACUAAGAACUGUGUGUUGAUUUCGUGUCUUGGUUUUUGCAGGAUCAACAAACAACUUAAUCUUGUGCUCCAACUAACUCUUUCGGUUCAUCUUCAACACAUCAGUAUCUAAUGAAAUGUGCCGAAACCAAAGUAGGUUAAGCAAAAGAACAAAUUUAUUAUUCAGGCCUGUAAAAUAAAUCGCCUGGCAGGAGAAUUUUUUUUCAGCCUCUGAGCUGAUGAGUGAAAAAGUAAAUAUGAACCUUAACUGCCUUUUGAAAAAACAGACAAAGAUAAUAAUAUGAUUUCUAUCUGCUGUAAUGAUAACCAUUUGAAAAACUACAAGAAAUGUCAGCAUUAUAGAGCCGUUAGCAAACCUCAUGGUCUGAUUUUUUGUCUUCAGUCUGUGUCUACUCCAGUUUCACAGAUUUGCAAAUUUGGUGGACGUCAUAAACAAAGCUGAAAGUGGUUUCAAACUAACAUGCUGCAACUCUCGGUAAUUUUCAUGUAAUUUGGUGAAACCAAAGCCGACGAUUCCCCCCUGGUUGCUCUCUGCAUAUUUUAAUCAUUUGACACUGACGGCUUCAUCUCUCUGUUUUUCUUUUUCUUUUCUUCUCUGUACAGAGAGCAGCCGAUCUUCAGUACACGGGCCCACGUCUUCCAGAUAGACCCGACCACCAAGAAGAACUGGGUUCCCACCAGUAAACACGCCGUCACAGUCUCCUACUUCUUCGACAGUACCAGGAAUGUAUAUCGAAUCAUCAGUCUGGAUGGAUCCAAGGUGUGUGUAGGUUUGACCUUCAGGUUCAACUAUUCUAACUCUCCCUAAAGUAAUGGACGUUUUCAUCAGAAUUAACGUCUUUGUAUCUGUUAAUCCAGCUGUGUCCCACCUCGGCUCUGAGCUGGUCCUGAACUCUCUGUGCUGAAGCAGUGAAGGGGCGGUCAGACCUGUCAUCGUAUCUAUGUGGCAGUGAUUAUUUUAGUCUGGAGAGAGGUGCAGGGGUGGAGUUAGCAUACUUAUGUAAGAGCCUCUCAGAGAGACGACUGCUGCUGCUUCUGUUGCUGCUGCUGUUGUUGUUGUUGAACCAACAAGUUCUGCUGUGUUGGUCUGGAAAUAGCAGCGAUUUGGUGAGCUGGCGCUGGAGGAUGUUAUUAUCCAGACAAGAAGACGAUGACAAACAAAGACAGGCGCCACAUUAUGACAUUUCCUUUUCCUUCACUUAUGGAGCGAACGGGAGGAAAAUGUUUUUGAAAUGAAAAUGUAAAAGAGGAACUUUUGUCCACUAAAUAAGUCCCAACAUGUCUCCAUCAGGUCUCAGUCUCUUCUGAAGCUUCUCCACUUAAAGCACCAUUCAUACACAGUCAGUCUUAUAUGUGGACUUCUGGUAGAUCAUGAGUUAUCUCCCGACGUUAGUGUUUGAUGUGGUGCAUUCACUGGACGUAGGCGAAGUCUGUAACUUUCUUGGCUUUGCUGCCCAACUCAAAAGCUACAUCCUGCCUCUCCAUGGAUAAAAUAAAAAAAUUUGAGGGAAAACUUUAUAAACUUCAUAAACUUUAUAAGUUUGGAUCCUGUGAGAACAGAUCUUUGGUCAACAUGGUGGAGAAGGUCUGUGGUGAAAAAAGUGUUUUGCAGUCAACCUCUGACAAAAUAAUGAAGUGGUGAAAGGUGGGGUAGGCAGAGUGGCGGUUCUAGACUAAAUUACUCCCUGGGCGAGACCCCCUCCAGAGGGGGCUUUCUGGUUGGUUCCUACGGUCCAAUAUCGUAGCACACUAACUUUGUUUGGGCUCGUGAACGUUAUUUGUCAAGCGUGCCUCACAACCGAUCAGGUUAGGGAAAGAGGAGAACGGAUUUGUUUACAGUCAGAAAGAGGGCUGCUCAAAACAUUUAAAAUGUUGACUACACAGACAUAACACAACGAUAUAAUUUUACCAAAUGUCAUCAAUAACAUUUGAUGACAUUGACUGAAAGCUAUUGACUGAUAUUAAAAGCUUUUUUGUACAUACACCACAAAAAAAAGAUGCUUCUUUCACAGAUUCCUGCCUACCCCACCUUUAAGUUUUGAUUUUUUUAAAGAAUUUAAACUUUUUAUUAGAUUUUAUAUUUUCAGUUUUUAAACCCUCCAAGCUCGCCUCUCACCCAGUCCUCCUACACUGAUCAAUAACUUUACAGUCAAGCUGGACCCACUUCAGAGCUCCUCACUGACUGUUUCCUGUUUACCAAUGAGUGGGAAUACAGGCCCACGUCGAUACACCACACACACAAUCUACCAGAACCUGAAAUCUGGCAUCUGUGCUUUUAUUUUCUGUUUUGUCCUCCACAGGCCAUCAUCAAUAGCACCAUCACCCCCAACAUGACGUUCACAAAGACAUCGCAGAAGUUCGGCCAAUGGGCCGACAGCCGAGCCAACACCGUCUACGGCCUCGGCUUCUCGUCCGAGAGCCACCUGGUCAAAGUAGGAACUCAGUUUUUUACAAGAAGAGGAUUUAUAAACUAUUUUCUCAUUGAAGACGAAGCUUUUUUAGUGAGUUUCUUGUUUGUGUUUCUUUUAGUUUGCAGAUAAGUUUGUGGAGUUUAAAGAGGCGGCGCGGUUAGCGAAGGAGAAGUCUCAGGAGAAGACGGCGCUCAGCAGCACUCCCUCUCAGGUAACCUAAACCACCAACACCUCUGCAGCCUUCAUGCUGACUUAGAUAACCUGAUUCUCUGAGGGUUUUCAUGAGACGAGAAGCUGAAGGAGAAGCUGAAGAAGUUAAAAAGUCGAACCGAAUGAAGAAAUGCUGUUUCAAACAAACGAGAGAUUCACAUUUAUCUGCUGAGUUAACACCUUCUGACUUCCUCUCAUGACUCCUCCUCAGAGCGGCACUGUAAGGAGGAAUCUCUUGUCGGUCAACAAACCUGUUAUAAAGAAGGUAAAAAGAAAAGGAGAGAGUAAAUUUAUGAAUCCAAAGACCUUUUUUCCUUCCCAGUCUGACCCUGAGUGUUUGAUACAGACUUCCCUAAGAUCUCUGAUCGCAGUGAUGUUGUCGACUUCUCCCUGUUUGUGAUCGUUUUGUUGCCUUUUAAAAGACCCACCUCUUACCCUGAUGUCAGAUAAACCUCCCCCUCAAACACGCUGCCCUAAUCUUUUCCUUUCUCCAACACACCUGAUUCAAAUGAUCAGCUCGUUAUCAAGCUCUGUAAUGGCUUAAUAACGAGCUGAUCAUUUGAAUCAGGUGUGUUGGAGCAGGGAAACAUCCAAAACAUGCAGGACAGCGGGCCUCGAGGACUGGACUUGAGAACCACUGAACUAAAGGAUACUGAAUGGGGUUUGAGGUUGGGUUAUGGAGAAAAGGGUUUAAUUGGUUGAAUUGUUAUAUUAUCUUUUCUUACUGGGUCUAAGGGAGAGUUAUGAGUUUCCAUGAUCCAGAUUCCAGUUUCCUCUUUGUUCAGUUUUUGCCAAAGUUGAGGAGGAGGAUCGAGUGAGAUCUGUCUGCUCCUGCUGCUCAGUUGGUGUGUUCGCUAGAGGUGAUCAAUGAGGUGAUUUAGAACAGGUGAGGGGAGGGGGAGAGGUCAACUGUGGAGAGGUUGGUUGUGAUUUGUGCUCUGGGGCUUUGACUGACAGGUAGGGUAACCAAUGGGAGCAGAGAGGUGGACAGAAACGAUUACAUCUUCAUAAAAUAUCGAGUUAUGAGAAGCCAAAGUCAGACAGAGGAAAAGGAAGCAAAGGAAGGGAGAGCAUCAGCAGCAAAGACCUCAGGGUCCAGAAUAAACCAGGCGUCAGUGAAACCAUUAAAACCAGACCAGGCUGACCAUCAUCACUGGUUUUUGUCUCAAAUUAAACCCGCUUAUAUGCCUGUCUUUUCUGACCAAUCAGGAGUCAGCUCCCGGCGAACUCCUGUCACCUGUGACCCCAGAGAGCAUCAACGGUACCGAAGACGAGAGAGCCACACCAGACGCACCUCAUGUCCCUGAAGCUAGAGGAGAGCCUUCCCAGAAUGCUUUGCCCUUCUCACACAGGUACAGGUCUUUGCGGCUGCUGCUGCUGUGGAUUCACUCAUUCAUUAUGAAUCCCCUCAGAGUCUCCGGACAGCUUUAAAGCUUUACAUUAUCACACCACACAUACUGCCCAUUAAUUAUAGAGCACUAGACCAGAGGAGAUGGUUUAUCAGCUGGGCUUCAGACCGAUGUCAGAGCAGCAGGAAAAAAAUCGAACUUGAAUUUUAGUGUUUUUUUAAUCACUUAAGACAGUUAAGUUAACCUGAAAGACUGAUGGGUUUUUCAUGAACAGUAUCUCUACAGAAGAAAACAAGAAAAACAGUUUUUAUAGUGAAAAAUCUAGAGAGACAAAAGGUACCACUGUGUCCCCACAGAGGGCGCCAAAACCAACACAAUGAUGUCUGAGCGCCGGUCUGUAAAGGGUAAGAGGAUUUAAAAGGUGCUGAUGAUGUCGCCUGUCUCUGAUUGGUUUUUCCACAGUUUGAAGGCUCUAAGUGCUUCCAAUGAUCCGAAAACACCCGGACACGUUCAGAGUCGAUAAACGUCUGACGUCAUCUGGAGAGCUGCCAUUUAAAGCUUUUAAAGUGAUCAAUACAGUUCAGAUUCACAGACAGCGAGAGCCGAUUGGAGUAACGUCAUCAUGUUUGUUGACGUCUGGUCAAAGUGGAGCAGCAGGAUUUUGGAUUUUAGGAGGGAAAACGCAGAUGUGACGAAGUUUAAUUUCAGGCUUUGAUAAAGUAAAACCAAAUCUGUCCCCGAGUGUUUUUACAGCGCACAGCCUCAGACUGACACCUGAGAGGCAGCAGGUCUUCAUGCCUGAGACGCCGCAGCUACUUUUAGAAGAAGAUAAACAGAGAUAGUUGAGACCUGCAGCCUCUCCUGAUGACAGAUCUCUGAAACAGUGUUUCGCCAGUUUACUUAGUGCCGAUCAGAGCGCGCCGAGUCGUUUGUGGCGUGUUUUCAUGAGGCAGAGAGAGGGAGAUUUAUUCACGCAGCACACCUGAAACAGCAGGUUGGUGGAGGUCCAGAAUAAAUUUAGAUAAAUGCAGAUAAAAGAGUGAAAGACGACUGCUGAAGUGCUCCAAUGAGCUGUUAUUCCUGAAGAUGUGAUGAAGAAUAUGAGAGUUUAGGUGACAGUUUGGGUGUUUCAGCGCACUCUUCUGGACAAGCUAUGUAAUUAAACCUUUUCUUAACCUCUGCUGACUUUGUUUCCUACCGUAUUUCUUCUUUAAAAAUGUCUUCAUCCUCCAAACUCCAAAACAUUCACACAGACACCCUUAUAUUUCUGAUAUGACCAGAUACGAUCAGGUUUGUCUCAUCACUUUUUCUAACUUUACUACCUUUUCUGAACUCUCUUCCUCCUUCUUUCAGUUCCUCCAGCAUUAACAAACACUGGGAGGCGGAACUUGCGGCGCUAAAGGGGAACAACGCCAAGCUGACGGCGGCCCUGCUGGAGUCCACGGCGAAUGUGAAGCAGUGGAAGCAGCAGCUAGCGGCCUAUCAGGAGGAGGCAGAGCGGCUACACAAACGGGUAUCAACUCAGAGACGGAGAUCAGCGGUGUGUUGACGGUUUAUUUUUGACUUUUUUCUUUUUUAAUGAAGGUGUUUCUGUUUUUCUCCAGGUGACGGAGCUGGAGUGUGUGAGCGGCCAAACUACUGUGAUCAAAUCCCAAAAAACGGAGCUCAACCACACGAUAGAGGAGCUGGAACUGGCUCUGAGGGCGAAAGAGGAGGUACGAGGAAGGAGUCACCGAGCACCGAGACUGUUUCAUCAUAUCUGUGUCUGUUUUCAUCUCCAUGUUUGUCUGUUUCUGUUUUACCUCAGGAGCUGGAGAGACUCAAAGCAGAGGUGGAGAGUGCCAACGUGUUCCAGUCUCAGAGAGAGUCCCUCACACAGAAACUAAAGGUGAGGAAAAACCGCUUACAGCUGAUUCAGCUCUUCCUGCUCCUGUUACUACAGUCAGAGUGUCGAGUUAAAUGUCUCCUUUUUCCAGCAUCAUUACCUGCUCCAACUCACUCAAGGCCUGAAGAUCAGCAGAGGACACUGUAGACAACUCAGCUUUUGACUUCCUUUGACUGUAGAUGGUAGUCAGUGGCAGAAACAAGUUAAUAACCUCAAAGGAAGUAAAUGAAAUCAGGCUGUCAUGAAGUAGGCACAAAUAAAUUAACUCAUCAGUACUCAUUUCAGAAAGGGUAUGGUAAAAUAAAAGAAGAAGAAAAAAAAACACAUUUAAAUUUUCUUUCUUAAUUUCAUUCAUUUUGUUUUUGCUUGGUCCCUUUGCUCCGUUGCAUUAUUCCUUUACUUUUAUGAGUUAGUAUUAUUAUUUUCAAAUGUUAUCUGUUUUAUAUAACUCCGCAAAACAAGCAUUCAUACGAAGGCAUACACACACACACACACACGUGCGCGCACACACACUCAAAAAGUUAAACUGUUACCCUAGCUUGUGUCUGUCUUGUCUUGUCUCCCCCAUCUGUUUGUUAGUUUAUUGUCCCUCACCUGUCAUGUUCUGUUUUGCAUUACUUAAUAAAAAAAAUUUAAAAAAUAGAACAAAAAGCACCUUCAAGUCUUCAUGUCUGAAGGAAAUAAUUUAAAAAAAAUCAAAAAGGGUUAAUACAAACAAAAAACAACAACAAAAGAGACCAAAAUAAUCCGAUAAGUGUUAGGUCUCAUCCACCAGUGCCACUAUAGACGGGCGCAACCAUGGGGCAAAAGCUUAACGCAAUUCCAAUAAAAUGUCAUUUCAUUGAAAAAUCGCUUUGUCUUUCAUUACAUCACAAAUUAAAAAAAAAAAAAAACACUUGCUGAAAUAUUCAUGAAUUUUACUCAAUUUACCAGGUUGUGAUGUUGUUUUGGAUGUUUCUCAUAUCAGGAGCAGGGUCGUAAUGUUUGUGAAUGCUAACAAAGUCAAAGUAAAAAUGUUUAUGACGAUUUACAGCACAACAGCUCCCUGUCAUUUUCUUUCUCUGUUGACUCCGCCAGUAAACAAAUAAGAAAUGUCCCGCUUUCUGCCCCCUGACUGCACAAGCAUACCUGCGAUGACGUUGCACAGAAGCCCAUCUAUAUUAGUUUAAACAUUAUAUUUUAAGUGCACUCAAACAUUUCAACCUCUCAAUCACUGAGUUGAAGUUAUUUUAUCUGUUAAUUUGAUUGAAAUAAAGAUUUUCUCACCACUGGCGUCUCUGAGGUCUCUUUGCAUUGAUGCCACCAAACACUCUCUGUAACAAAAGGGUGACACACCUGUCCCUGAGCCUCUGUAAUGCCUCUGCCUACAAUCCCCCACUCUACCUGCACCUGCUGUGACUCACCAGUGGGAGGGACAAACCUCUGCAACAUGAUCUAAACAGUCACAUCAAUUUUCUUUAAAAAAAUCUCUCAAGACUGACCUUACACAGAGUGAGAUUCUCAGGCCUGUGUUUUUUUUUUUGUCUCAGGACUCCGAGUCCAGGAACCAGACGUUGGAGGCCCAGCUGAGCGAUCUGGAGCAGCGUCUGGAGAGCAGCCAGCAGGAGCAGGAGGCCUUCAGGAAGAGUCUGCGCUCGCUGCUGGAGCUCCUGGACAGCAAGAUCUUCGAGCUGAACGAGCUGAGGGACACACUGGCCAAACUGCUGGAGGGCAGCUAGAGAGACAAAACACAGCGUAGACCCUCCCCCCCACAGAGAGACCACUGAACCCACCACCACCAACAGCACCACCUCCACCACUGCAGCAGCCAGCACUCUGAGGAGAAACCACCACCUGCAUGUUGGACUCACACACCUCCACCCACACGUAAGACGAUGACUUGAAUCUUUUUUUUAACCACAUGUACGACGACGUGUGAAAGGGAUUGUUUACACACGACUUUAUGCAUUCGCGGUGUACACACACACACACACAGACAGACACACUUUCACGUUUACAAACAUGCCAAGUGACGAGGCUUCGCUUGGACCAUGCCUUCCCUCCGCUCCACGCCGGAACGACCCUCCGGCUACACGUCGAAAAAAAACUCUGAAUGAACUUUGAUUUUCUUGAACGUCUCUUGAAUGUCGUCCCAUUUGAGGAGACGCCGGAUUUUCGGUUUUUUUUUUUGCUUCUUUAAUCAAACCGACUUUCUCGAGUUUCGCUUUGGUGCAUUUUUCAGUCGCCGUGGAGUCGACGGGCGUUUCUUUUCUUUGUCAGCCAAAUAAAAACACUCGAGAUGGACUCUGAGAUUUAUCCGGAUUUUGUUUUCAAACUGGAACGUCACGCAGAGAAGGCAAAAAAAGUGUUCAAAAUCCUCCGAUGAACUGCCAAAUGUAACAACAAACAAAAAGAAAAAACAGCUGGUGUGGUGAGGACUUUUGUCUUAUUAUUAUUCUAUUCUUCUACGAUAUAAGAGCAAUACUAAAGGGAGCUACAGAGGGUAAAAGAAACACUUUCCACUCUCACUUUCAGGUAAUUUUACUCCCCGGUACGCUUAGACCGCAGGCGAGGCGGGAUCGGAUUCUUUGGUCUUUCUUUCUAUACACUUUUUUUAAAGAAUACUUCGAUGACGACUUCAUAGUGCACUUGUAAAAAUGGAGUUUGUGUGUGUGAGUGAAUCUUUCCCUACUUUGUUUUUGACUUGAAGUGCAAUGAUUGAAUCCUUUUUCUGUUUUCUUAAUUUAUUACCGAACUCUUACUGAAAUUGUACCCAAGCAAAUAUUUUAUUUCACUUUUUUAUCGUCUGCUACAGAUGGGUUUUGUUUUUGUUUGUCUUUUUUUGAAAAACUGGCAAUAUUUUUGAACUAUUUAUGGACGGAGACACGCGAACAUUUGCAGCUCGGAUUUACGGAGAAUCGUCUUUUUCUUUUGCCAAAUAACACUUUCCUGUACAGAUUUGAAUUUUGCAGAUGUUGCCUUUGGUACAGCGAUGCAUCAAUGGUAGCUAACUGGCGGUACUUUUAUUUUGGUGGGAUUUACUAUUGCCAAAAAUACAGCGCAGUACAAGAGGAAUAAGGUACGUAUACCUGAAGAACACUACUUAAGGGCUUGUCGUCGGUACAUUUGGGAGACUUGAAUGACUUUAUCACGGUGAAAAUGACAAUUACAGCUUGAAAGGUGAAAAAAAUGAUUUGAAUAAGACUUUUAAAUGUUAAUUAUUAUUAUUAUUACCACAUGCAUAAAACACAAAUUGUAAUUUUGAGUUUAUAGUAAAACAAACCAAAUGGAAAA